UCGAACUAUUCUUGUGUUAUUUAUGAUCAAAGUUUUAAAGUAUACUAUAAAAAUGGUGAUAUCAGCCAAGUGAUAAAAGUUAAAAUAAUUUUAUUCUAAGGGUGUACCAUUGAAAUAAAAAAAUUCACAGUUCAUUCUCAAAUACCUGACCAAUUUCUGAAAUAUUCUAUUUGAAUUAGAUAAUCAGUAGUCAAAGAUAAGUUUAUUAACUAAUAUUUGAUCAAGAGAACAUCAGGAAAGAGUGAUUUGUGUGGAGUUUAUGACAUUACAUUUUUUUCGAAAACAAUCAUAACCUACAUUGAAGAGAAGAAAAAUAUAUGAAGAACUAAAGAAAAGACAAUUUGAGAAACGUAUACAUCCAGAUUGCCUUUGAAAACGCUGGAAGAAAGUGCUCAUUUGACUGUUAAUUAUUAAAGAGUUUUCCUUUGGAUUUAUUCAAUAAAAUCAUUUUGAAUUCUCUUGGAAGCGAUCAAUUAAAAACAUAAAAGGAUGAAUGCUGAGAGCGGAUUUAAUCCUGGCUUGAACAUGGCCACAAUAAGACAAGCGAUUAACGAAACAAUCGAAAGGGUGAGAAUGCCAACUCCAACGCGUUUGCGUGAUCUUAUUCGACAAAUCAGAGCAGCAAAAACUCAAGCUGAAGAACGAGCUGUGGUGAAUCGAGAAUGCGCUUAUAUUCGAUCAACAUUCCGCGAGGAAGAUUCUGUGUGGCGAUGUCGGAAUAUCGCGAAACUCUUCUACAUUCACAUGCUAGGAUAUCCAGCGCAUUUCGGACAAUUGGAAUGCUUGAAACUUAUUGCAAGUCCGAAAUUUACUGAUAAAAGAAUCGGAUAUUUGGGUGCAAUGUUAUUACUCGAUGAGAGACAAGAUGUGCAUCUUUUAAUAACAAAUUGUUUGAAAAAUGACUUAAACAGUCCAACACAGUUUGUUGUUGGUCUUGCACUAUGUACUCUUGGAGCCAUCGCUUCACCUGAAAUGGCACGAGAUUUGGCUGGUGAAAUAGAAAAACUAAUGAAAUCACCAAAUGCUUAUAUUCGGAAGAAAGCCGUUCUUUGUGCUUUUCGAAUCAUUCGUCGUGUGCCUGAACUCAUGGAAAUUUUCUUGCCCGCAACUCGCUCGCUUUUGAAUGAAAAAAACCACGGAAUUCUUAUCACAGGCGUGACGUUGAUAACAGAAAUGUGUGAAAAUAGUCCCGAUACGUUGAAUCAUUUCAAAAAAAUCGUUCCAAAUCUUGUGAGAAUAUUAAAGAAUCUUAUUCUUGCUGGUUAUUCUCCUGAGCAUGAUGUUAGUGGUGUCUCUGACCCUUUCCUUCAAGUGAAAAUACUUCGACUUUUAAGAAUCUUAGGUCGUAAUGAUCCUGAUGCAUCGGAAGCGAUGAACGACAUACUUGCACAAGUUGCAACAAAUACGGAAACAAGUAAAAAUGUUGGGAAUACGAUUCUAUAUGAAACUGUGCUUACAAUUAUGGAUAUAAAAUCUGAAGGUGGAUUAAGAGUGCUCGCUGUUAAUAUUUUGGGACGUUUUUUGCUCAAUAAUGACAAAAAUAUUCGCUACAUUGCACUUCAUACUUUGUUACGAACUGUUCAUGUUGACAUAUCAGCUGUUCAACGUCAUCGAAGCACAAUUCUCGAGUGUUUAAAAGAUCCCGAUGUGACCAUUCGAAAGCGAGCAAUGGAAUUGUCAUUUGCUCUUGUUAACACACAAAACAUUCGUGCAAUGGCAAAGGAAUUGUUGAUUUUCUUGGAAAAAGCUGAUCCAGAGUUUAAAGCUCAAUGCAGUUCAAGCAUGGUGAACUCUGCUGAGCGUUAUGCACCAACAAUUCGUUGGCAUCUCGAUACGUUGCUCAAUAUUUUAAUUGCAGCUGGAAAUUAUGUUCGCGAUGAUGUUGUCUCAUCUACAAUUCAAAUUAUUUCAAGCAGUCCAUCAAACGAGCAAGGAGUUAUAACUGUUAAGCUUUGGGAAUCAAUUCAAGAGACUUUAGACAAUCAACCGCUGCUUCAAGUAGCUGUUUGGUGUAUUGGAGAAUUUGGUGACAGUUUAUUAUAUGGUGAUGAUCUUGAAUUUACUUUGGAACGUCCAACAGAAUCAAUUGUCAUUGAACUUUUCAAUAAACUUUUAUGUUCAAACCAAGUGAACAUGGUUAGUAAACAAUAUGCCUUAGUGUCGCUAACGAAGCUAAGCACAAGAUUAAAAGCUGGUCAAGGUGAAAUCAAAGGAAUUGUCGAAGCAUUUGGAUCACAUUUGAAUGUUGAUUUACAACAACGUGGUGUUGAGUUUUCGCAACUUUUUGGUUCUUAUAAUCAUCUGCGUACAUCAUUGCUUGAGAAAAUGCCUGCAAUGACGAUCACGAGAAUGAAUGGAAACACUGAAGGAAGUGGUGAAGUUGAACCAUCAAAUAUUAAAGUGACAGAUGAGAAGAGUUCAACAAAUGGAAGAUCGAAUACUGAUACGCUUCUUGAUUUACUUGGAUCAGGAGAUGAUAUUAUAAUGUCAACAACAUCAUCAGUUAUUCCAUCGAAUACCACAAAUACUGUUGAAAGCAACAACUUGCUUGAUCUUCUCGGAGACAUAGAUCUUUCAGCUUCGACAGCACCUGUAAUUGUCAGCAAUAACAACAACAAUUUAUUAUCAUCGCCUGUCACAAUGUCGAUCUUUGAUGACAAUGAAAAUACAAACAUUUCGGACGUAUCGGGAGUGUUUAGUUUGAAUGGUGACAGUAAUAUUCCUGAUAAUUUCGAUCUUGGACUUGAUGCGAUGCCUCAAUCACCACCAACAAAUGCAAAGAUUGUUACAGCGCUUGACAAAAAUGAUCUUUUUGUUCAACUUUCAAUGGUUAAUCAAAGUGAUUAUCAGCAGAUCAACAUGAUAACAACAAAUAAUUCGAAAGACACUCUGGAGCAAUAUUUAUUCCAAGCUGCAGUUCCUAAAAGCUUCCAACUCCAAAUGAUGUCGCCAUCAGGUUCAGUUUUACUUCCCGGUGGUAAAAUCACUCAAGAAAUGCGAGUUAAAAAUAAUUCAUCGAAUGCCGUCCUUCGAAUGAAACUAAGGAUUUCAUAUUUGUGCAAUGGAAAUCCUGUGCUUGAACAGUGUGAAGUGAGUGAGUUCGGCAAAUAAAAAAACUUCAGCAUCAAUCAAUAAGCAGAAAAACAUCCUCGUUCUUACUUAUUCCAUAUAAAAUUAUUUCUUUUAUUGAUUUAUUUCCGCUAAUAUUUUUAAUGAAAAUCAAAACCAUGUAGGAAUUUAUCACGUUUUUUUAAAAAGAUUCAUUGCUGUUAUUUGAUAAGCGAGUCUAAGACAAAUGUUGUUAUAAUUAUCAUGAGAAGCGAUGACAUAUAUUCUGUUCAGAGCAAAUAACAUCAACAACAAGACAUAAAAUAUUGUAUAAUUAAUUGUAUUUGAAACUUUUAAUCAUUUAUUUCUUGUACUUAAUUUGAUUAAAGUAGCACUUUUCUUUCUUUUAUUAAAAAAACUAGUAAAUGGUUUAAAUGAAAAUGAAAGAAGAAAUAAAAAGGAAAACUAAUUCAUAUUCAUAUUAUUCAAAGAACUUUGAAUUUUCUCAGUGCUUCCGGGUUUGACAAUGUCCUUCUUCUUCUUUAUCGUAUCAACGAUAGGUAGUGGCUUUUUCUUCUCUGUUACCAUAUUUAAAUGUAUGUUUUUAAGAAGUUGAUCUGAUUUUGCUUUAGUCUGGAAGUUUUGCUGUUUAAGUUUCUUCUUAAUUUCUUUUGUCUUCUUUUGUUUCUUUGCUGUUUUACUUGAUGACACGGCUUUGAAGAUAUGCUGAGUCUUUUCUUUCGAAUGCUGCUUAUUCUUCUCUUUACCGACGUUCUGUUUAUUUUUCUUCAUCACGAACACAUUUUCGUUUAGUUGGGACAAUAAUAUAAUCAUCAGACGAAUUUCUUAAAAUAUCAGAUGUAAGAAAAAGAUCAACUCGCAUCAUGUCUUUAUUUGGUGCGACAUUUCGAACGAAAGCAAUUUCUUUUAAGUUAACACCAUGUAUGAGCUUAAUUUUCAUAUGAUUUUCAACCAACUUUUCUGCCAUUAUUUUGUUUUUCGUAUCAUCGACGCCUUUAACAAAACAAUAACAAUGACAGAUGAGAGGUUGAAUCUUUUCAAAUCCUUUAUCAACAUCUUUUAGAAGUCCAACAAAUGAAUCAAGAAAUUCAACAGCCAUAGCAGGAAGAUUCAUUACUAUGUGAAUUGUUCGAUUGUCAACAUUCUCUUUUUCCAUUAGCUUCAAUAAAUGAUUUUUGACGUCUUCUUUUAUGAAAUCACGACCAUCUUUAUUGAAUGUUUGAACAUUUUGUAGAAACCUGUUUUUGCUGAUUUUUGUCUUAUUUUUAUUAACAUUAUGCUCAAGCCACUUAUAAGAUUCAGGAUUCAAAUCAUUUGCCAAAACAAUUACAUGUUUCUUUCCAGCUGGAACCGCAAAUGGUCCAACUCCCGCAAACACAUCAUAAACAAUGUCAUUUGGAUUCAGCAUAUUAACGAUUCGUUGAUGUUCCAUUGACAGUCUUGGAUUCCAGUAUACUUUUGAAAAAUCAAAUUCAAAUGUUAUGCCAUUCUCUUUGACUUGCACUUGAUAUUCUGGAACACCACACAAUAAUUCGAUUUGAAAGUUCCUAAAUGUUGUGUCGAUUGUCUGAGCUUUGUUAAUGACUGUUUUACAACCAACUGUUUUAUCCAUAUAUAUUUGAGCAAUUAUUGUUUUAAAUGGCAAUACAUGAUCUUUUAGAUUUAAAUGCAAAAUGUGACCGAUUCUUGAGUAUGAAGUCGGAAUUUCUAAACCUUCGGGGAUUAUUGCUUUGAUAAGAUCAUCGGCUUUCCAGUUCUCAUAUCCGAAAGACAUUUUCUCAAAACCAAAUGACGAUGAAUUAACGCCAAGACUUUCUAAAUUUGAGCAUGGUAAGUCUUCCCAUUUGCUGACAGUACCAGGAUUUAAAAAUAUUUUUUCAUUUGAUUUUGGACGAAAAUGAUCGAGUUUUAAGAAAUCCUUUUUCAAAUUCUUAACGAUUUGGUUCAUAUUUUCUUUUUUUAGGCCUCCUAUUUUAAUUGUUGGUAUUUCUGCAAUUAUAUUGAACCUUUCCUUGUCUAAUAUUUUAAGUCCGUAAACUUUUGGUGGAGCUAAUUCCAUUUUAUGUGAGUAAUUUUUACUAUUUUUAAAAAAGCUAAUCAACGUUUUGAAGAACCAAUGAUUUCUCAUUAG
This is a messenger RNA of Clunio marinus, 5200 nucleotides long. NCBI's taxonomy places the organism in Eukaryota, Metazoa, Arthropoda, Insecta, Diptera, Chironomidae. The record is from the annotation of a GenBank genome assembly.